Beta vulgaris subsp. vulgaris (sugar beet) is the source of this 1938-nucleotide messenger RNA. RefSeq names its product plant UBX domain-containing protein 10. The record is from RefSeq and is a predicted model, not a curated record. Gene Ontology annotation, molecular function: ubiquitin binding. Gene Ontology annotation, cellular component: endoplasmic reticulum. The transcript is spliced from 4 exons. Lineage: Eukaryota; Viridiplantae; Streptophyta; Magnoliopsida; Caryophyllales; Amaranthaceae. The coding region runs from base 265 to 1659 and encodes 464 amino acids.
ACUCCAUUUUCAGGACUUUUAUUCACACAGAAGAAUUGAAUGGCAUUUCUGUAAUUUGGACCCAUCCAUUUCCAAUAUUUCAGGUACCCCUUAUUCUUCAAACUGUUGUGUCCAUUUAUCCUUUCCUUUCCACCAUGUUUGAUUGUUUCUCCAUCACCAAUUCUCCAUAAAACCUCUCUCAAACCAAAAACUCCAUUAACAAAUUAAUUGCAGUUAUAGAAGAGAGAAAAUCUCCACUGAAAAUACUUGAAUAGAAAAAAAAAAAUGGUGGAUGCGAGCGAUAAAUUGACGUAUUUUCAAGCAAUAACUGGUUUAGAAGACACAGAUUUAUGCACAGAGAUUCUAGCAGCGCACAAUUGGGAUCUAGAACUCGCAAUCGCAGCUUUUACAGGAGAUCACAACACUACUUCCGAACAACCUCCCGAUGUCGGUAGCAGUGGUCAAUCACUUCCUACUUCAUCGUCAAACGACGACGUUUUAAGGUCCGAUUCAAACCCUGGAAACCCUAGUUUAGUUUGGAAGGUUAUUACUCUCCCAAUUUCUGUUGUUUCUGGAAGUCUAGGGUUGAUUUCCGGCGCUGUUGGGCUUGGAAUAUGGGCCGCAGGUGGAGUUUUAUCUUAUUCUCUUGGGAUGUUGGGCCUGGGGGCCCGUCGUGGGUUGGAUUCAUCAGGUAGCCCAUUGAUUCCAGUGUCGAGUUCAGCUGCUGAGGCUAUGGAGUUUGUUGCUACGUUGGAGAGAGAGUAUGGAUUGUCUAUGAGAGUGAAUUUUGUUUCUGAAGGGUUUAUGGAUGCGCUUCAACGGUCGAGGCAUGCGUAUAAGUUGUUGUUUGUUUAUUUGCAUUCACCGGAUCAUCCUGAUACGCCACUGUUUGUGGAGAGAACGUUGGGGAAUGAAGUGUUUUCGGCGUUUGUUAAUGAGAAUUUUGUGGCGUGGGGUGGGAGUAUUCGAGCUAGUGAGGGAUUUAAGAUGAGUAAUAGCUUGAAGGCGUCGAGGUUUCCGUUUUGUGCUGUGGUUAUGGCUGCUACUAAUCAACGGAUUGCUUUGCUUCAGCAGAUUGAGGGCCCAAAAUCUUCUGAAGAGAUGCUCUCUACAUUACAGAGAGUUCUGGAAGAAACUGCACCUGUACUGGUCUCAGCCAGGCUUGAAGCAGAGGAGAGGAGAACCAACAUGCGUUUGAGGGAAGAACAAGAUGCUGCUUACAGGGCAGCAUUAGAAGCUGAUCAGGCAAGAGAGCGGCAGAGGAGAGAAGAGCAAGAGAAGCUCGAGAGGGAACGUGCUGAAGCGGAGCAAAAACUUCGUGAGGAAGAAGAGGCCCGUGAGAGAGAAGCACGUGAAGCAGCUGAAAGAGAAGCUGCCUUAGCUCGUAGGAAGCAGGAAAAGGCUUUGGCUCUAGGUGCCGAACCUGAGAAAGGACCUGAUGUUACUCAAGUUUUGGUGCGAUUUCCAACUGGAGAACGCAGAGACAGGAGAUUCCAUAGCAGUGCAACAAUCCAGUCUAUAUAUGACUAUGUCGAUUCUUUAGAUUGCUCAAACUUGGAGGACUAUAAUCUAGUUUCCAACUUCCCUCGGACAGUAUAUGGCGCAGAAAAGCGUACUUUGACACUGAAAGAAGCAGGCUUGCAUCCUCAAGCGAGUCUUUUCAUGGAGCAAAACUUGUGAGCAAAGAUGUAUUUAUUUGAUCAACAUUGUACGGAACUGAUCAUGUCUCUUUUGUUCAGUAAGUCGAUCAACUUUCUGAUAAUUAUAAUGCAGUGUAUUUUUCUUUAAAAUGCUAAGGUAACAAAUUUGUCUCGAGUAGAAGGUGGAUUCAAUAAGGAAUGAUCAUUCUAUUACCAAUCCCAAUAUCUUGGUUCCGAGGGAAUCUUUAGAUAUCCUUUGGCUAAAGAGGAAGUAAACAUACAAUCAUAUGAUAGAAUCUGCUGUUUAUCUUUACUUUAA